AUGAAGUCUGCCGUUCUUGCUCUGCUCGCUGUUGCCGCGCAGGCAGCGCCCUCUACAGGCGACUGUUGCCGAAGCCUGUCUGCCGUAUUGCCAUCCAUCUAUCACGGUCCUUCAGCCGCAGACUAUGAUGAGCUCAUCACCGCUCGCUGGUCCGUCACCGCUAUGCAGCAUCCAGGCUGUGUGGUGACGCCCACCUCGGCCUACGACAUGUCCGCCAUUGUCAAGCUUCUCACGACCCAGCAAUGCCAGUUUGCCGUCAAGUCCGGAGGCCAUAAUCCCAACCCUGGUUUUAAUAAUAUCGACAAGGGAGUCUCCAUUGAUUUGAGGAGCCUCAACUCCACGUCCCUGGCCCAGGAUCGCUCUUACGUCAGCCUCGGAACUGGCCUUUCUUGGGGUCAUGCCUAUGCCGCCUUUGAAAAGGACAAAGUCGCUUUUACCGGAGGUAUUUGUGAGGACGUUGGUGUUGGUGGUCUUGCUGUCGGUGGUGGACAGUCGCUCUUCCAGGCCGGCAAGGGUUGGGUUGUCGACAAUGUUAUCGACUAUGAAGUGGUUCUAGCGUCGGGCAAAAUUGUUCACGCCAACCAAAAGGACAACUCUGACCUUUACAAGGCUCUCAAGGGCGGCAGCACCAACUUUGGCAUUGUGACCAAGAUCACCCUGGCUGCUUUUGACUUUGACGGCAUGUGGGGAGGCCAGCUGCUUCUCGCCUUGGACGGGCCCCAGGCUGGCCAUGAGCAAAUGAUUGAGACAAUUACCAACACGACUGUCGACUUUGUUGCCGAUAACCACAGUGAUAUCGACUCGGGUAUUCAGAUUGUCUCUACAUAUCUUCGCAACGGCACCAAGGUGGUCGACAUUGCGCUGUCCAACACGGCCAACAUCGCAAACCCGCCCGCGCUUCAGCCCUUCCUCAAGCUGCCGAAUCAGAUUGGAAAUACCAACCGUCAUGCAUCACUGGCUGAAUUGGCACACGAAACCAGCCUUGCCAUUCCUCGCGGCUUCCGCUACGUCACUGCGAGUGUGACUGUCUCCAACGACAAAGAUACCCUGCUCGACUUCUUCAAGGCGGCCGACGCCGUGUACGACGGCCUCGAGGUCAAGAAUCAAAUUGACUGGCUAGUCUCAAUUGUACCUCAGCCCCAGCUUCAGGAGAUGUACGCAAGGGAACGCGGCGGUAAUGUCCUCGGACUGCAGGAUGUCAAGGAAGAUCAGCUGGUUCUCUGGCUCGUCUCCCGGUGGAACGACGCCAGCCUCGAUUCCACAAUGGAGGAUGCGCGACAAAAGUUCAUUGAUGCCGCGGUGUCUGUUGGCAAGAAGCACAACACUUACUCCCCUUUCAUCUACCUGAACUAUGCCAGCCCCAAGCAAGACCCUCUCUGCGGCUAUGGAGCUGACAAUGUCGCCUUCAUGAAGAAGGCUGCCAAGAAGUAUGACCCGACUGGCGUUUUCCAGAAACUGCAGCCUGGAGGUUUCAAGCUCAGCCACGCUCAAUGCGCCUAG
Molecule: messenger RNA, 1500 nt
Organism: Akanthomyces muscarius
Lineage: Eukaryota; Fungi; Ascomycota; Sordariomycetes; Hypocreales; Cordycipitaceae
Exons: 3
Coding region: 1-1500 (499 amino acids)
Molecular function (GO): FAD binding
Source: RefSeq, a predicted model, not a curated record